AUGUCUGGGUGCCAUAAGCAUCGCUACAAGAAUGCUGGCCUCAGUGCUGAUGAGCUAAGGCGCAGACGUGAAGAGGAAGGUGUCCAGCUUCGGAAGCAGAAGAGGGAACAACAACUUCUCAAGAGGAGGAAUGUUAAUCUUCCUGCUCCAAAUGCACCUGAUGAUGAUGUAAAUGUUUCUCCAUCUGAGGACAUUACUCCGCAAAUGGUAGCUGCUCUCUAUGGUGACAACCCUAAUGAACAAGUGAUAGCAACACAGACUUUUAGAAAGCUGUUAAGCCGAGAGCCCAGUCCUCCUAUAGAUGAAGUCAUAAGAACUGGGAUUGUUCCUAAAUUUGUUGAAUUUCUUGUUAAUAGUACUAAUCCUACAUUGCAGUUUGAAGCAGCAUGGGCCUUGACAAAUAUUGCAUCUGGUUCAUCCGAGCAAACCAGGGUAGUGGUGGAGUGUGGUGCAGUACCUGUGUUAGUGGGACUAUUGAGUUCUGGUGCUAGCGACGAUGUUCGAGAGCAAGCUUUGUGGGCUUUAGGCAAUGUAGCUGGUGAUUCACCGAGAUGUCGUGAUACGGUACUUGCAGCUGGCCUGUUACCACCUUUGCUAGAAAUAUUAAAUAAGUACUCACGACUGUCUAUGACUAAAAAUGCAGUGUGGACCCUAUCCAACCUGUGUAGAGGCAAGAAUCCACCAACUAACUUUGAAGCCGUUGCACCAGGUAUACCAGUAUUAGCUCGACUCUUGCACCAUACUGAUGCCGAGGUGCUGAGCGACGCUUGUUGGGCGUUGUCUUACUUGUCGGAUGGGCCAAACGAGAAGAUACAGGCGGUCAUCGAUGCCGGCGUAUGCAGGAGGCUUGUUGAGUUAUUGAUGCACAACAAGUUCACCGUGGUUUCGGCGGCACUGCGCGCUGUUGGUAAUGUCGUGACAGGAAGCGAUGCGCAGACGCAGGCAGUGCUGAAUUGUAACCCGUUGCCGAGCCUGCACGCGCUGUUAAAAUCCAGCACCGAAACGCAUAGGAAGGAAGCCUGCUGGGCGCUCUCUAACAUCACUGCGGGCAACGCUCAUCAAAUACAGGCUGUGAUAGACGCGAAUAUAUUCCCGUCCCUAAUAGACAUAUUGAGGCAUGCAGAGUUCAAAACGAGAAAGGAAGCAGCGUGGGCAAUCACCAACGCGACUAGCGGAGGAACGAAUGCGCAGAUCAGUUAUUUAGUGGAUCAAGGCUGUAUUCCACCUCUCUGCGAUUUGCUCACGCUGACGGAAUCUAAAACUGUUCAAGUAGCCCUCAAUGGACUCGAAAAUAUACUCAAAGCUGGACAACAAACAGACCUUCCCAACAACCCGUAUGCUGUCCUCAUCGAAGAAUGCUUCGGUCUAGACAAAAUAGAAUUCUUGCAAUCGCACGAGAAUCUCGAUAUUUACCAGAAAUCUUUCGAAAUUAUUGAGAACUACUUUGGGUCCGAGAACGAAGACAGUCGGCUGGCGCCUGAAGUGUCUUCUACGACAGAUCAGUUCAACUUUACGGCAGACCAGGCUGUGCCCAUGGGCGGAUAUCAGUUCUAA
Leptosia nina is the source of this 1554-nucleotide messenger RNA. Lineage: Eukaryota; Metazoa; Arthropoda; Insecta; Lepidoptera; Pieridae. The record is from the annotation of a GenBank genome assembly.